Owenia fusiformis is the source of this 2041-nucleotide messenger RNA. Lineage: Eukaryota; Metazoa; Annelida; Polychaeta; Sabellida; Oweniidae. The record is from the annotation of a GenBank genome assembly.
AAAUUGUAAUGGAAAAUGAGGAUUUUGACAUGGAACAUCAAUGGAAUAAGAGCUUCCAAGGUACCACUGAAGUCUCUUUUCGAUUCUCUUGAGGCAGACAUUAUUUGUCUACAGGAAACAAAAGUAACAAGGGACCAGUUGGAUGAGCCUAGUGCCAUUGUAGAGGGGUACAACUCGUAUUUCAGCUUCUCGAAAGCAAGGAGUGGCUACUCAGGAGUUGCAACAUUCUGUCGUGACCAGUGUACCCCAGUAGCGGCAGAGGAGGGUCUGAGUGGGGUACUCGAUUCCCAUGAUUCUCAACAAAAUGUUGGUUGCUAUGGUGACCACUCUAUGUUUACAGAUGAAGAGCUUCAGUCAUUAGACAAUGAAGGAAGGACUGUAAUAACUAAAUUCAAAAUAAGUGGCAGGGGCAACAAUGAGAGCCACCUAGUGGUGAUAAAUGUGUACUGUCCCAGGGCAGACCCUGAGAAGCCAGAGAGACUGGUGUACAAGCUACGGUUCUAUGACCUUCUUCAGGCCAGGGCUGAAGCACUGAUCCAGUCAGGAUGCCAUGUGAUAGUACUGGGGGAUGUAAACACCUCUCACAAACCAAUUGACCAUUGUGAUCCCAAGGACCCUGAUUUCACGAAACAACCUGGCAGAAUUUGGAUGGACAAUUUUCUACAAAAUUCCAAAGAAUCUCAAGAAAAAGAUUCUUUACAAUUUCCAACCAGAGAUACAUCCGACAAUGAGAAUCACAUUGGAACUGAUGCUAUGCAUGCACCUGGAGGGAAAUUUGUUGACACAUAUAGAAAAUGCCAUCCUGAUACAAAGGAGGCAUUCACAUGUUGGAAUACAUCCACUGGAGCACGAAAAACAAACUAUGGAACAAGGAUUGAUUAUAUUUUCUCAGAUGUGAACUUUGUGGAUUGUUUAUCGGAUUGUGUUAUCAUGCCACAUGUAGAGGGCUCUGAUCAUUGUCCAGUGAGCGCCACCUUUAAUUGUGAUAUUAUAUCCCAAGAAAAAUGUCCACCAUUUUGCACAGCCUGGUACCCUGAGUUUGCUGGGCGCCAAAGCAAAUUGUCAUCAUUUUUUAGAAUCAAAUCUAGAAAUAUGCCUGGAGAAUCAGUGCCAGAGGAAAUUGAGACAGAAGAGAGUGUGCAUGUUGAUAGUGCCUAUGGAAGUCAGUCAUAUAGCUCUGGAAGCCAAUGCUCAGACACUGGAUGCCAAUAUUCCAAUGAUACAUGGUCCAGUGAAGAAAAACCUGCUAAAAACAAUCAAACUGCUUCUAUUAAAAGACAUGCCUCAGGCAAAACUGAUAGCUCACAGCCCAGUUCAAAGAAAUUUAAACCAAAUCCAAGUAAACCGGUCCAGAAACAAAGCUCCUUGAUGGCAUUUUUUGGUAAAAAUAGUACAUCAAAGACAUCUCAGGGAAAAUGUCAAGAUACUCAAGUGUUAACCAAAUCAAAAGCUAUCUCUGUAGAUGCUAAAACUAGUGAAACUAAGAUUAGCUCAUGUGAUAUACAGUGUCAGGAAAAAACUGUUACUUCCUUACAGUGCCAUGAAAAGACUGUUGCACAAAAUAAUGCUCAAAGCAUGCCCAGUGAGAUCCCUGUUGCAGCCCAAGCCUCAUGGAAGGCUUUAUUCAGAGGGCCACCACCUGCUCCUUUGUGUAAAGGUCACAAAGAGAAAUGUGUUUUAAGAACAGUAAAAAAAGACUCGCUGAAUAAAGGCCGUCAAUUCUAUUGUUGCGCUCGGCCAGAAGGUCAUAAAUCUAAUCCUGAGGCCAGGUGCGAUACUUUUGAAUGGAUUGAUAAGAAAAAAAUUAAACAAAACUGAGGCCAUGAAUUAUGUAUUCAAAUCAAACUUGCUUUUUAUUCAGCAAUAUUGAGUCAAAAAUUAAUUGGAAAAUAAAUUGAAUGUUUGAUAUUACUAUAUAUCAAGUUUAUUGAACUAUGUGGCUGCCAUAUUGUUCUAACAUUAACAAGAUUUCUUUAAUUUAUAAAAGCUGGAGAUAGACGUCAUAUUUAAUGACUGAAAAGUCUGUCCUGAUCUUACAUUU